Molecule: messenger RNA, 2450 nt
Organism: Cynara cardunculus var. scolymus (artichoke)
Lineage: Eukaryota; Viridiplantae; Streptophyta; Magnoliopsida; Asterales; Asteraceae
Product: wall-associated receptor kinase 2-like
Exons: 4
Coding region: 4-2364 (786 amino acids)
Biological process (GO): protein phosphorylation; cell surface receptor signaling pathway
Cellular component (GO): plasma membrane
Molecular function (GO): protein serine/threonine kinase activity; calcium ion binding; ATP binding
Source: RefSeq, a predicted model, not a curated record
AACAUGCGUCUACUCUUGAUAAUCAUGUAUCUAUUCUACCUCCCAUCCUCACCGGGGGCAGCCCCCACCGUACAGUUACACCCGCUCAAGAAAAUUUCUGAGUCCGUCACUGUAAACAACAUCUCGAUUCCGGGUUGCCCAACGAAAUGCGGCAACCUCACCGUACCAUACCCCUUCGGCAUCCGUGGAUCCAAUUCAGAUUGCUCUAUUGGCCCUUGGUUCGAUAUCACGUGCAACACAUCCUUCAAUCCCCCCAAAGCCUUCUUGCCGGCAAAUCUAUUUUCUUACAGGGGAGAUGAUAGUUUUCACCGGAUAGAAAUAAUUGAUAUCUCCGAUGAGCACGUAAGAAUCAAAAACGUGGUUGCUUCUACCUGCUACAAUGAGACCGGUGAAAUAAUUGAGAUAACAUCCACUGGGCUUGUGGUGGCGACCUCCUACUUCACGCUGUCGGAACUGAACAAACUGAUAGCCGUUGGUUGCGACGACUACUCUGUGAUAGCUCCGGUGAACGGAAUCGAAGGCAAGAAUUUCAGCAGUGGUUGCGUGACGGUAUGCAAUGGAGUUCGGGAUGUUCUUGCGGGUUCAUGUUCAGGCAUGGGGUGUUGUUCAACGAGCUUACCCACAGGCUUAAAAACUUACAUUGCAAAUUCAUUCACACUCAAUAGACACGUUGAUGUCUGGCCUUUCAACAAAUGUGGAUACACAUUCCUUGGAGAGGAAAGUGCAUUUACGCUUCAGGGUGCAUCCGAUUUCACCGAUCCCAAUUUCGUCAAGCGAACAGAAGAGACUGUUCCAGUGGUUUUGGAUUGGGUCAUCGGAAGUAGGAGCUGUAACGAGUAUAAAAAUACAAGUGAUUAUUAUUGUCAACAGAAUAGCGUUUGUGUGGAUUUCAAGAGGGGGAAUGGAGGUUACAGGUGCUCCUGCAAAAAUGGUUAUCAAGGGAAUCCCUAUCUUUCUCCUGGCUGCAAUGAUAUCAACGAAUGUGCGGAUCCAAACAACAAUCCGUGCGACGGGAUCUGUACUAAUCUCCCGGGCACUUUUAACUGUUCGUGCCCUCACGGACACGAAGGAGAUGGGAGAAAGGAUGGGAAUGGUUGUAGGGCUCAUAAUCCGAGAUCGCCGGCCCUCAAGUUGUCUGUUGGAAUGGGUGUCGGAUUUUUAUCUGUAUUGAUCGGAAUGGGAUGGUUGUAUUUCAGCCACCAGAGAAGAAAAGUUAUAAAAUUGAAAGAGAAGUUCUUCUUGAAAAAUGGUGGCUUGUUGAUGAAACAACAAAUAGAUUCGAAUGAGGGUGGCGGAGUUAAAGAGUUGACAAAAAUUUUCUCUACCGACGAACUAAAAAAAGCAACAAAAAACUUCUCUAAAGAUAGGAUUCUUGGUCGUGGUGGCUAUGGGACGGUAUAUAAAGGGAUCUUACCUGAUGGAAGUGUUGUUGCAAUAAAGAAGUCGCGAGUAAUGGAUGAGAGCCAGAUCGAGCAGUUUAUCAAUGAGGUUGUCAUUCUUACUCAAAUUAACCAUCGAAAUGUUGUGAAGCUCUUAGGUUGUUGCUUGGAGAGUGAAGUCCCAUUACUUGUCUAUGAAUGUGUUUCCAAUGGCACUCUCUUCCAUCAUAUCCACACCAACGGUGGAAUGGAUUGGCUAUCUUUGGAUAAUCGUUUAAGGAUAGCUAUUGAGUCUGCUAGUGCACUUGCUUACCUCCAUUCGGCCGCUUCAAAGCCUAUAAUCCAUCGAGAUGUGAAAUCCGCCAACAUAUUAUUAGAUGAGAACCUAGUCACCAAAAUUUCUGACUUUGGGGCUUCAAGAUUGGUACCCUUGAAUCAAACACAGGUAACUACAUUAGUUCAAGGGACAAUAGGGUAUCUAGAUCCUGAAUAUUUUCACACAAGCCAACUAACAGAUAAGAGUGAUGUUUAUAGCUUCGGAGUUGUGCUUCUAGAGCUUCUAACAGGAAAGAAACCGCUUUGCAUGGAACGAAGUCAAGAGCAAAGAAACUUAGCAACCCAUUUCCUCGUUUCAUUGAGAAUGAAUAAUUUAUUUCAAAUUCUUGACCGUCGAGUGAUCAGAGAGGGUUCACUUGAGCAACUCCAAGCAAUAGCUUCUCUUGUGAAGCGAUGUCUGAACAUGAACGGCUACGACAGACCAACAAUGAAGGAAGUGGCUAUGGAAUUAGAGGGAUUGAGAAAAUUUACGAAGCAACCAUGGGUUAACCAUCGUGGUAAUGAAGAUGCGUUUAGUCGAACGAGUGAGGGACAACACUCGGACCUUUAUAAUGUCUCGUUAAAUCCAUAUAUGGACUCAAUAGAGCUAUCAAGUCUCAAUGCUUCCGAUCAAAUUGGUUUGUUGUACUCAUUCGAUGAACUUAAAUGAUUAACCGUUAUUGUGCCUUAACAAAUAAGGCAAGUUUUUCAUGUUAUCUAAAUUCCAUAUAUUUUAUUUAUGAUUGAUUGUUGCAA